Molecule: messenger RNA, 601 nt
Organism: Prorocentrum cordatum
Lineage: Eukaryota; Dinophyceae; Prorocentrales; Prorocentraceae
Source: the annotation of a GenBank genome assembly
AGGCGCUCCGGCCGCCAAGGGUGCGACCUACGGGGGCAAGCCCGUGGCGGCGGCGCAGUGGGCGCCCCCGCCGAAAGACCCCCCGCCGUGGGCCCAGGCGGAGGGCAAGCAGGGGGAGCUGCUGUGGAAGGCCGUGCCCGAGGCCCGCGGUUUCGCGCACCUCGAGCUGGAGUGGGAGCCAGAUAAGCUCGAGAAGAAGAUCCGUGACUACUUCAACAAGGCCAGCAAGAACAUCCAGUUCCGGGGCCGCACCCUGCAGCAGUGCGUCGACGAGUACUGACAACGCCAUGGGCUCCCUGUUCGCCUCGAUGGGGGACCGGGAGUGGCUGUACAAGGGGCAGGCGGACUUCGUGCUGCUGCUGGACGCGGGCAUUAAGGACAGCUUUCCCGGGCAGUUGCUCUGGACCGCGGAGCAUCACGAGUUCGAGCAGAUGGUCCUGACGUCCUACGAGCGCGCUUUCGACGAGAACCGCUUUGGCCCCGCGCUCUCGGAGACGGUCAAGGACAAGAUCCAGGGCCCGAAGAGUAAGAAGAAGGUGUGGAACGCUCUGGAUGCCGGCAGAAAGCUGGCGUUGGCGGAGGGCACCGCCAGCUUGGAGGC